AUGUCCCUUGAAGCCGCCCCUGUGGCCGGCGCUGGCACCAAGAAAAAGUCCAGGAAGAAGCAGGCGGCGUCCUCUCGCCCGACGGUUGUCGACAUCGACUCGCUGCCGGUGGUGUCAUCGGAAUCUCUGGCCGAGCGGCCGGACGAUGUUGCCUCGCUGCUGAGUGUCCUGUCGGCCGGCGGGUCUACGGCUGACGAAGACGCCAUCGACUCGACGGGGGCCGAGAACCCCGAGCCGGACGCCCCCGACUCGGUGGAGGCCUCCCCGGCGGCCGAAGCUCCCCUCUCAUCACUGCACAUCUCGGCCCCGGCGUCUGUGCGCCCGCCUGGCAGCAGUCCCGGCCUGGGGUCCUCCCUGCCAGUAUCCUCAUCCAUUUCGACCAGCGCCUCCUUUGAGCCCGUGGUUCCGGCCACGGCUGAGCCCAGUGCAUCUAUCUCAGCCGCCACCCAGUCACCGAGCGCCUCACCGACGCCGACCGUCACGGUGGCCGGCUUCGCGCCGGCUCUGCUAAGCGGGGCCCGAUCCCUCCUGUCGCCGUGGACCACCGGUGGAGCCGCGGCCGGUGACGGUCCUGCUCCAGGGACUCCGGUCACGCCGGUGGCGCCGACCUCGUCCGGCUCCGGCUCCGGCUCCGGCCCCGGCUCCGCGACCACCCCCUCGCGCCCGGUGCCGGUGAUGGCGGCGGCCGCGGCCGCGGCUGCCAGCUCCCCCUUCGGGGCGCUCUUCUCCAGCAGCCCCUCCUCUGCGACUCUGGACCCGGAAGACACGCCAGCUGCCCGGCAAUUUGCCAAAACCCAAGAGCACAUUCGCACUGGCAUGGUGGCCGCCCUGCGUGAGGCCAUGAAGCUGCUCAUCGUCCACGUGUCCCAUGGGGACGCCAGCGACGAUAGCCUUAUCGACACGGAGCUCGCGCUGCAUGAUGAAUUUGAACCCCUCGAUCGUGUGACCAUGAUCGUGGACCAUAUGCUGCAGCAUGGCCUGCGUGAGCGUCGGUCUCUGCUCUCGUCGUUCCUUGGCGCGCCGGCCGCCGCAUCUAGCGGCUCGCAGCUGUCACUGCUCCGGCCGACGCCGGUUGGCCAUGAAACCGCACAUGUGCAGAUGGCCGCCGCCACCGGGACCUUCUACUGGGACACGGUGAUUGCUGGCGUCUUGGCCAAGAAGGACGCCUCGGUGGCUCGGUCGAUCGAUCCGAUCCGCGACCUGGCCGAGUCCGGGCUUCUGACUCCCCGGCUUCGGGGCCGCGCCUGGGUCAAGAUUGCCCUCAUGGAGAAGCGCCUGAGUGAUUACCUUGCCGAGCUGGCUUCCGACCACGAGACCCUAGCAAACUUCUAUGCGCCACAUGCGCUCCUGCGUGCCAGUGGUGGGGACACCUUUGCCUAUGAGGUGGUCGGCCUGCUGCAAGGCCUGGACACCUUCGACAUUUCGGCCGACAUCCGGGCCCUGCUGGACAAGGAGACCGACCAGGAAGGCGGCUCGGACCGCGGCAUCCUGCCCACCUGCUAUGCCAACUACCUGUACCCGAAUCCGCUGCCACACACCCAAUCGCCGAGGGCCCUGGCUGGGGCGGUGCCUGUCCCGGCCCUCGAGGCGAAGGAGGGUGCGGAUGCGGCUCCCGAGGCGGAAACCCCGGUCGACAGCAUGCCUGCUGCCGGGACGAAUGACACUUCGGAUGCAAGCUCGGCCGCGGCUUCGGCUGGGUCAGCCGCUGCGGCCGCCGAAAGCGCGGCUGCCUCGGCCAACGCCGCUGCCCGUCGUCAGCAUGAGUCCCUGGCGUCGCAGAAGACCUUCCUCGAGCUGCAGCUCAAGAUGCUUCAGAGUAAGCACGAGGCCGUCCUCAGCCAAUUGAAGGCCACCGAGCAGCAGAUCAUCCAGCUUCAAACGGCGCAAACCACCCUGAAGGGUCAGCUCGACACCCAGACCGAGACAAAUGCCCAGCUUCAGGGCCAGCUGGAGUCUCUCCGGCAGAACAUUGCCGAGGAGCGGGCGCACGCCCAGAAGGUCAAGCAGGACCUGAACGAGCUUUACCAGGCGGAGAUCCGCACUCGCCAGCAACUCGAGAAGACGGUCGCCGAUCUGCAGGGAUCGCUGGCCCAGCUCAAUGCGCACGUUGAGAAGCUGCAGGCCGACCACAAACAGCGCAUCAUCGAGUAUGACCAGGAGAUCUGCAAUUCGAAUCGGGCGAACGUCGAAAUCUCGGCCAGGGCGGCCGAUCUCGAGGUGUCAGUCGGCACACUGACCGCCGAGAACGAAACCCUUUCGCGCGAUUUGGCGAAGGAAAAAACCCGGACCCGAUCCUUGCAGGCCGAGCGUGCCCAUUGGCCGGCCCUGGCCGAGUCGCUGGGAGCCCUGGUGCAAACUCUCAAUGCGGCUGGCCAGUGCCCCAAGACGUCGGCAACAUCCCCGCAGCAGCAGGCGGCGCCGGCCACCGACACCGACAACCCCGAUUCCCCGGUUGCCGCCGGGCCCGGCGGCGAGAGCGACGACGAGGAGGGCAACCGGCCGGCCAGCCAGGCCACUUUGACCCAGGCCUCCCGGUCGUCUCGUCGUGGACUGCCCACGUCGGCCCUGGUGGCCAAGUCUCGGGACCAGGUCCAGACGCACAUCAGCACCCUGCAGACGGCCCUCGAGGAUCGGACCACGGCCCUGGUCCGGUCGGCCGAGACCAACCGUACCCUGGAGCGGCGUGUCUUGGCCCUGGAGGGCGAGCUGUCGUCGGCUGGGCGGCAGGCCAUUGCCGAUGAGGCGGCCCUUUCGGCCGCCAAAAGUGAGACAACCCUCCUGCAGGAGCGUCUCGCCGAGAUGGAGGCCCAGUUGGCGAAGGCCCGCAGUGACCUCGAAGCCUCAGCCCAGGCCAUGGCCAUGACCAUGCAAACCAACCAGGAGCUCACGUCGCAGAACAUGGCGCUUCAGGUGGAGGUCGGCCGGCUGGACGACAAGGUCAAGACGCUGUCCGGCGAGUGGCGCUGCGACACCACGGCCACCGAGUGCGGUCAAUGUAAGACCGAGUUCAGCUUCCUCAAGAGCCGCAAGCACCACUGCCGGCGGUGUGGCGGGAUUUUCUGCUCGCGGUGCACCAAGAACAAGGCCAAGUUGCCGGCCUAUCCCGGGCCGGAGCGCGUGUGUGACGACUGCUAUGAUUGCCUCAUCAACCAGCGCAGCCAAUUGGCCAACUAGAUCCCCCCCCC
This is a messenger RNA of Fonticula alba, 3185 nucleotides long. RefSeq lists its product as hypothetical. Bases 1 to 3174 code for a protein of 1057 amino acids. Gene Ontology annotation, molecular function: metal ion binding. The transcript has 10 exons. The record is from RefSeq and is a predicted model, not a curated record. NCBI's taxonomy places the organism in Eukaryota, Rotosphaerida, Fonticulaceae.